Molecule: messenger RNA, 2563 nt
Organism: Chilo suppressalis (striped riceborer)
Lineage: Eukaryota; Metazoa; Arthropoda; Insecta; Lepidoptera; Crambidae
Source: the annotation of a GenBank genome assembly
AGCAAAGCAACCCGUUGGUUGACGAACAUUUGUCAUUCGGAACGCGACCGCGCCGUUGGAGCGCUAGUGUCGCCGCGCGCUCGGUUACGCACUCGCGAAAUAAUAAAAACAAAACAAAACCGUUCUUUUUACAAAAAGGAAGUUUGCCAGUGACAUAAAGUUUUAAAGUGACUAAAUUAGUGCGUUGGAGGUCGUUCGUACUAUUUCGGGUAAAUCGAGUGAUUGGUCUGUAGCCUGUACUGUUUCAAUUUGUAAAUCAUGUAGGUAAAUAAUAACAUUGUAAUUGUGUUCGUGAAGGAAAUGACUGAAUUGACAUUAAUUAGAUAAUAGUAAUGAAACAUAAGUUGAACGCUAUAGUGAAAAGCUCAGUGAACUGUGAACAGUGUGCGUAGAUGAAAAUAAACUCAUCAAUGACAAAACCAAAUCCCAUAUCGAAGACCGAGUCAAAGGCUUUACGUUAAAUGCCUCCCACGGAGACUGGUCACGACGGCAUGCUGUGCCUGUCGAGACAUGACAAUUGCCUCUGGGAUCAAGCCCUCAAGUCUGCCCAGCUUGACUGGUCUGGCCUGCAAUACUCCUGUUUGAAGAUCUUGCACUUAUAUUGCAAGGUGUUCGACAGAGAAGAUGUUUUGGAAUUCGUAAUUAGAAAGACCUGCAAGUCGUGCGGUUGCGAUCGUCUUUCGCAUUCGGUGUACCAUGAGGAGCUGGGGUCGGUGCGCGAGCGGCUCGGGCUGCGGGACACGAGGGUCAACCACCACUCGUACGACAGCCCGCCAGGACUCACUGCCAAACAGACUGAACUCUAUUGGCAAUCGCUAUCAGAGAGAGAACCGAACGCAGGUGGCGCCACCGGCGCGGCGGCGUGGCGGACGUGGCGGACCAGAGCCUUAGCUUCGCAACUGCCGAAGCAGGACCUCUCGUUGGCACACUGUCGGCAUAUCGACGAAGCGCAUCGCAAGCAGUUCGAGGACUUCGUCGCUGCGAGGAACGAAAUAGCGCUCGAUAUUGGUAUUGCCAGACAACACCAUGGAUCUCCUGUUGACUGUUUAGGUUGCAAUAAACCUAUACGUAGUGGAAGUAUUGCGAUAGAAGCGCCAAGAUUAAGUGAAGAGGGUCCGUUCCAUCCGUCGUGUUUCUCGUGCUCGGAAUGCGGCGAUUUGUUGGUGGAGCUGGCGUACUGCGCGCUGGACGGGCGGCUCUACUGCGUGCGCCACUACGACGAACGGCUCAAGCCGCGCUGCCACGCCUGCGACGAGCUCAUUUUCAGUGGCGAAUACACCAAGGCAAUGAACAAGGACUGGCACAGCGGCCACUUCUGCUGCUGGCAGUGCGACGAGUCGCUGACGGGCCAGCGGUACGUGCUGCGCGACGAGCACCCCUACUGCAUCAAGUGCUACGAGAGCGUGUUCGCCAACGGCUGCGAGGAAUGCAAUAAGACCAUCGGCAUCGACUCUAAGGAUCUGUCGUACAAAGAUAAGCACUGGCACGAGGCGUGCUUCCUGUGCGCCAAGUGCCGCGUGUCGCUGGUGGACAAGCAGUUCGGCUCCAAGCUGGACAAGAUCUACUGCGGCAACUGCUACGACGCUCAGUUCGCGAGCCGCUGCGAUGGCUGCGGCGAAGUGUUCCGCGCUGGCACCAAGAAGAUGGAGUACAAGACCCGGCAGUGGCACGAGAAGUGCUUCUGCUGCGUGGUGUGCAAGAACCCCAUCGGCACGAAGAGCUUCAUCCCGCGCGAGCAGGAGAUCUACUGCGCCGGCUGCUACGAGGACAAGUUCGCUACCCGCUGCGUUAAGUGCAACAAGAUCAUCACGCAAGGCGGCGUGACGUACAAGAACGAGCCGUGGCAUCGCGAGUGCUUCACAUGCACCAACUGCAACACCUCCCUAGCCGGCCAGCGGUUCACGUCGCGCGACGAGAAGCCCUACUGCGCCGAGUGCUUCGGAGAACUGUUCGCCAAGAGAUGCACGUCUUGCAGCAAGCCCAUCACUGGCAUCGGCGGCACCCGCUUCAUCUCGUUCGAGGACCGACACUGGCACAACGACUGCUUCAUCUGCGCGCAGUGCAAGACGUCUCUCGUCGGCAAGGGUUUCAUCACCGACGGCCAGGACAUCAUCUGUCCCGAGUGCGCCAAACAGAAGCUCAUGUAAAUACCACACCACCGCUUGCUCUAACGCUUACGUCUCUCGCCUCACCCACUCCCUCCUAAUCAUCAUAAGACUCGGAAUCAUUCAAUGAGUACAAAUUUUCCCCACUGUUCCCAGUAGUCUUACCAGUUGAACUACUGGGAAUUUCCUUCCCAAUAGACUUACUGGUAGUAAGACGCUGGUGAUUUUUUUCCCAAUAGUUUUACUUUGUCAAAAUUUAUAAAACAAUUCCCUCGUAAUUGAUAGAUAGUAGCUUUAUUAAGUCUAAGAGAAAAAAAUAAAAAAUAAGAUAUAAUUGCAUUUUUUUCCAAAACAAAAAAUAGCGAACUCAAUGAUAAGUACUUCAUUAGUUGUUGUUUCGAGUGAUUUCAGAACAAAACAAAUAUAUUUCAACGAAAUAAAAUUAAUUAUUAAAACAA